This is a messenger RNA of Platichthys flesus (European flounder), 1389 nucleotides long. It is a transcript of the gene tbx22, whose product is annotated as T-box transcription factor 22. Gene Ontology annotation, biological process: regulation of transcription by RNA polymerase II; positive regulation of DNA-templated transcription; cell fate specification. The transcript has 8 exons. Gene Ontology annotation, cellular component: nucleus. The coding region runs from base 226 to 1389 and encodes 387 amino acids. Gene Ontology annotation, molecular function: DNA-binding transcription factor activity, RNA polymerase II-specific; RNA polymerase II cis-regulatory region sequence-specific DNA binding. The record is from RefSeq and is a predicted model, not a curated record. NCBI's taxonomy places the organism in Eukaryota, Metazoa, Chordata, Actinopteri, Pleuronectiformes, Pleuronectidae.
UCCCGGGCUCACGCGUUCUCGGUGGAGGCGCUGGUGGGGAAGCCCUGCAAGAGGAGGAAAGUGUCGGAGGGACACGAGCAGACGGCCGGGUCCGGGCCCGAGGAGGCUGAUCCGGAGAGAGCAAAGACCAAGCCGAAGGAGAGCAGCUGCCUGGCGGACAGAGAGGUCCGGGUCGAGCUGCAGGGCUCCGAGCUGUGGAAGAGAUUCUACGAGAUCGGCACCGAGAUGAUCAUCACCAAAGCUGGAAGGAGGAUGUUUCCGUCAGUGCGCGUAAAAGUGCGCAAUCUGGACCCGUGCCAGCAGUAUUACAUCGCGAUGGACGUCAUGCCCGUGGACUCCAAACGCUACAGGUAUGUGUACCACAGCUCGCAGUGGAUGGUGGCUGGAAACACGGACCACUCCUGCAUCUCUCCCCGGCUCUACGUGCACCCGGACUCUCCGUGCGCAGGAGAGACGUGGAUGCGUCAGGUCAUAAGCUUCGACCGGGUCAAACUCACCAACAAUGAGAUGGACGAUAAGGGACAUAUUAUUCUUCAGUCGAUGCAUAAGUACAAGCCACGGGUGCACAUCAUCCGGCAUGACCCUCGGAUAGACCUGUCUCAGAUCCAGUCGCUGCCGGCCGAAGGAGUGCACAGCUUCUCAUUCCCGGAGACUGAGUUCACCACGGUGACGGCCUAUCAGAACCAGCAGAUCACAAAACUGAAGAUUGACAGGAACCCGUUCGCCAAGGGCUUCAGAGAUCCAGGACGGAACAGAGGGGUGUUGGAUGGCUUAUUGGAGUCAUAUCCCUGGAGAAGCCCUCUAAGCCUGGACUUCAAACCCUUUACCAUACAGCUCCAAGGAAGCUCAGGGUCGCUGACCAGUGGUGUGAAGAGCCUCUUCCCUCACCCCUCAUCUCCGACCCUUCACCCGUUCUCCGUCUCUUCGCUCUCCUGCCAGGACUCUGCUCUCCACGCCUUUGCUCUCCCCCUCUAUGGCAAGACCUCCAUCACCUUGCCCGGCGGCACCUCCUCACUGCACAGCAGAGCCUUCUCCUCCCUGGGAGCAGACAGACUGAGGGGCUUGCCCCCGUCGUCUCCGCUCGCAGACCUCUCGCUCUUUUCGGCCCUGCAGGGAAAGAAACUUGCCCACUGCAGAGACCACUGUCUUCACGGAUCUGCUGGGAGCUCCCCCUGCCUCAUUCCCCUCCACAGCCCCCUCAGCCCUCAGGGGCCUUCUCUCCUGCCGCAUCUCUCUGACACUGCGGGCCCCUACUGCCUUUACCGCUACAGCUUCCCCCUGAGCCCCCAACUCGCAGCCAUAUCCCGGCACGCCAAGCUCGCCGAGGACACCACAGACUGUCUGCUGCGCCAGUCUCCAUGGCACCCGACCACCAACCACUGCCUCUGA